Molecule: messenger RNA, 1526 nt
Organism: Bombus pascuorum
Lineage: Eukaryota; Metazoa; Arthropoda; Insecta; Hymenoptera; Apidae
Exons: 1
Coding region: 135-1526 (463 amino acids)
Source: RefSeq, a predicted model, not a curated record
UGGAACGUAGUGGUGCGAACACGUGACGGAAAUGACGGUAGCCGCGUUGCAAUCCCGGCUCCUGUCCGGAUGACGUGACUGGGCCGGGACCUGUACAGCUCGUUGCCCUUGAUGGCCGUGAAUUCUCAUCUAAGAUGAGUAUCCUAUGCCGCUGGUACGCGCUCGUCCUGCUCACGUGCACGCUUUGGACUGGGCUGGCCGGCUACGCUGACCAAGAGGCUCAGAUCGAGAGGCCCAAGGAGCUGCUGCGGCACCAGCAGAAUCAUCGACCUUCCUUCAUCGAACGAAAGCUGGUCGACAAACUAGAGAUGCACGAAAGCGUGACGGAGCCUUCGAUGGAGCUAGAAGAUCAGGAGGACACGCUACCAGACGAGGAUGACGAUCAGCAGGAGCCUGAGGAUCGGUUGGUCUCCUUUAGAUCUAAAUUGGAAACUAACAUAGAAAGACCAGCCACUCAAAUCAGACACAGUAGAUCCAGAAGUCAUUUCGUGAGACAGGUGAAGCUAGAUGAUACCGAGUCCUCGUACGUGUUUAGUGGAUCCAGUAGAAGAGCCGAGCAGAUGGACAAUGAAUCUCAAAGCGAGGAUAUUUCUAUUUCAGACCGGUCUAGGAGCAAAAGUGAAAGCUCUAACACGAUCUCAGGCCAGGAUCUGAGAUCGUCGGGCGCGAUCGACGAACGAUCUACGGUAGAGUUGGACAAGCUGCUCACCAGACUAUCGGAAGCUGGGUCUGACAAAAGAAAGGAAGGGAAAGUGCGCCAUAGAAACGAUUCUUUAUACAAGUGGAAGAAAACGUUCAACAGAAACAAGUUUAAAAUCUUUAAAAUCUUUAACAGAACUGCCGCCAAUGGGACCGAAAGCUAUGGAAACAUCGUGCAUGGAAUAUCGUUUGGUGACAGGAAAGACCUGGACGACGAGGAUAUCGUUCUAUCAGGCGAUGUUUACGACUUUGGCAUGAUCGGAGACAGGAACAAUUCGGAAAAUGAAGAUUAUGAGGAAUAUGAGAAGAACGGAGACCAAGGGAAGUCGAGCAAGGAACCUGUCCACGUGGACAUCGUCACGAGGUUCCUUCGUAUCAUCGAGAAUCAGCACAUUCUCGGUGAGAACUGCACCGCUGGGACAGAUUUAAACCUGGGCGAGGGAAUCGUGGACCAAUAUGCUCAGGAAAGGUUCAAAUUGGAAGCUAACCUUGCGGUGAACAGGGCCAACAUGCUGACCAGACUGUGGAAAUACGCGCCAGACGUAAUGCUCUCCUCGGAGUACCUGUUACACGCUAGCGUCUUGUCGAUGGUCGAGUUUGACGAGGAUAUAUUCGCCGCUGGGAAUUGCUAUGACAAGCUGCAGUAUGGAGACCACUGGCUUUACUGUCCCUUUGCUCAUCGACUUCAGGACCAAGAUGGAAUUCUGGUGAAGGACCUGGCGAUCGAGUACAAGUAUCUCAGCAACAGCAGCGAGUGGUUUUACAUCGCCAGGAAGAACGCCGAACGCGUGAUCGCCAAUAGUGAUCAGUUCAGUCGCGGUGAGUGA